AGAGUUGUGCCAUCUUUUGUGCCUUUGUUGUCACGGAAUGGCACGCGGAGGCGCAGCGGCGUAGAGAAGAAAGAGCCAGAGCUCUAAACAAGCCGCUGUCGCUGUGUGAAGUUAUUGUUUAGCGCAUAAGACAAUAAUGAGCAUCAGGUAAGACCGCAGUCAACAACCUGUGCGAAUCGCAGAGAACAACAAAGGAAUCGCAGUUCGCACACCUGAAGUUGAGCGCGAAGUAGGAAGAUAAGAGAAAUGUGCGACAAUAAAUGCUCUUCGCUCAUUUUAGGAGCAUAAUUUGGUGCACUCCGAAAAGGCGAAUGAGCACAACGACGAAAGUGGAGAAGUAAAGGAGAAUAUUUUGAAACCACCGGCUCAAGAGUAGAACCGAGCUGAAAACAAACGUCGUCAUCAUCAACGUCGUCGCACACCGGAAGGUGUACGAGCGUAGAAACGAAAUAAAGCAAGAACAAAUGUUAAAGAGUGUGGCGACUAGAGGAGGAUGCACGGGAAACGCAGAGGCAUGUGGAUGUGAUGCCUUCGACUUUAAAGUCGUGCAUAUGGAUACCGAUGAUGAAGAACGAACACAUACUAAUACAUACCCCCUUACAUACACACAGAUCCACACUUACGCGCAAUGUUGGUUUGAAGAGAGUCGCUAAAGCCGAAUCAGUACGCCAAAUAGGCAAGCAAGCAAGCAAGGCAGGCAGAUGACACAAUACCCGACUGUAUGCGCUCAUUUGCGUGGUGUUGGUGGCACACAUGAAACGAAUACAUACGAAAGUGUGGCGCACGAGCGUAGCAACGAAUUCAACAGAUUCAAAAGCCGAACUCCGAAUGCAAAAAUUGGUAUAUUACCUUAGAAUGCCAGUCGUUCUUACUUCAGUCUUCGUACAGUCUUUGCUUUAACCCGUUCCAAUUCUGUCCGCCGUCGCUCUAUAUUAAAUAAUAACAAAAAUAACAACAACAAAAAUAAACAAAAUAAUAUCACAAACGACAACCAUAACGAGUAUCGCAUCUAAAAAAAAACAAAAAAGAAAUCAAAAUAAAAUACAAAAACAAAACCAGCAAUAGCAGCAGGAAAACUACGAACAAAAAUCACGAUAUUCUAAUAUAUCCAAACAGCAGUGGCGAAACUAUCAACAAGCGCUUAAGAGCAGCACGCAACAGGAGUGGUUGUGGAGUGAAGCAGCAGCAGCAAUAGCAACAGUGUGUCUCAGUGUUAUCAACAACAUUGCCGCCUUCGUCACCGCGCGCAACAACGUCUCGCUCCAGCACUGCGUCGCGCUCCGUACAGACGUCGCCGUCACCGUCGCCGUUGAAGUCAGCGCCAAAGUCGAAGUCACAGUCAAGCGUCAGCAGUCGAACGUCAAAAUACGACAACAACGACAACGACGGAGAAGGCAGAAGACUCUGCAAAACGCACACAAAAUUUCAAUAUCCAAAUCAAAGUUGCGUUCAAAUCGAACACGGCCGCAAUAGUAGCAACACCGUAGCAUCGUAACACGCGGACUCGACACUCGAGAUAGCAAACCUUACCACUUACCACUUACUAGUGCAGUUCUAACUACGUCGUCGACGUGCACCAUACGUUCGCAGUUAUCAACCGAAAGUUGCAAAUAAUUUUAACGUGUCCACUUUGAAUUGGUUUUCGCGUGCAACGUGUUGUUGAAAAAUUGUUUCCAAAAAUACCGAAAAAUCAUAAACAGCUUUCAAAAGUUCUUUUAGCGACAGCAUUUAACGUAUUAAUAAAAACUUCGGUGGUAUUUUAUCCUCUGUCAAACCAAAGCUAUUCCCCCAAGUCAUAAACUAUUGCACUCAUAAGUACUUCACUUCUCAUUAACAAACUCAAAACUAAACGAUAAAGUUUUCUAAAAAGCAAAUUUCAAUUUGUACUUGUACUACAGCAAAUUGUUGCUAUUUUUAAGUAUUUAUAAAAAUACUUUGGUGUUAUGUAAUUGCAAAAAUUAGUAGACAAAACUGUAUUACUGGAAAUCUGAAAUCUAAGGUACUAAACCACAAAUACGCGCAAAUCUAAACUUUCACAGUAAACGAAGAUCUCAACAGCUACUUUAUUAUGAAAAUAAAUAUAUCAAAAAUCAAAAAUUAAUUGGAAAAGUAUAACGGUGACUAAAUCACUACAAAUUUACAAGAAUUUAUUGUUAGUGCAGCUGCAGAUCAUUUAUAAACACAGCGUCAAGAGGCUUGAAUGCUUCUCUAAAAAUUGAGAACAUACAGUGAGCGGAAGAAAUAAAUAUAUUUGUUGUCAUUGUAUUUGUAUUGAUAGCCAAUAUUAGCAGCAGAGAAGCAAGUCCUUGCGCUUUUUUGCAAUUUUGUAAACUAAUUUUGAGCAAAAUUUCAAAAACGAUAACAAUAUAUAUCUAUUUUAAGUAAACAAAAGGUUGUUGCAUAUUUGAUUUUAUGUGCAGAAAUUUAAAUCAUAUUAUAUAAUAAUAAAAGUAAAAUAAAAAUAAUUUUUAACAUUACAUAUCAGUGUUAGAACAAUUGUACCAGUAGCGUUAGUUGUGAGAGAGUAUAGAGGAUAUAGUCGAAAGCAAUCAGCAGAAAAUUGCAGCAAAAUCAAAGUAUUGUAAAAAGGUUGUUUACGUAACAGACGAGAAGUGAGAGAAACAUAUAUCAAAAAAUAAACCAGCAAACACAAGUACACAAACGCAUUGUAAUCAAAGUCAAUUUCGAGGCAUAUUUAUAGGCGACACAGCAGCAAAUAUACUUAGUCAAUCAGCAAUGCGCAUAAAUUGAGAAGUGCAAAGCAAUUUGAAACACUUUCUAAACUCAAAACCUUUUUGUGAAAUAUUUCCGCGUAAACAAUAUUGGAAUAGAAAAUAAAUAAUUCAAGCAAUUUACUUACAAAUAUUUCGAAUUAAGUAAAUUAAGUGGCUAGGCAGCGGCGCAGAGCAUAUUUUCUGCGUCACACUAAGUAGGCUACAGUAUUCUUAAGACACAACUCAGCUUUGGUGCAGCAAUCGAGGCAUCAAACUGACAAGAGAGUAAGCGUUUUGACAAUCAGCGAACGUUAGCAUAUACAUAUAUACAAAUAUAAAUACACACUCGUGGAAGCAUUUGGCUGGAAGAGCAGUGUUUAUGAAAGUAGCAAGAAUUUAGACAUAUUAGCAAACGAUUUACCCCAAAAAUUUAACUGCAUCUACAACUUGCAACUCUGAACUUUUUAAGAAGCUAUACAACCUUUUUAUAAACAAAAACUACAACUCAAACACUUAGAUCGAAGCAAGCAAAUCUCAAAUACUGCGAACCACAAUCUCAAAUCUCAAGCUAAUCAGCGCUGUGUGAACGAUAUUUCGAAGAAGCGGAGCAACUUUUACCAAAUCGAGCUAAAUCUUGAACUAAACUUGACAAUCCAAUCCCCACUUUUGUGAAAAGCCAUAUUUCUUAGACCUCUACUUGCUAUACAACAAGAACUAUAAGAAUUUUACCACACUUUAUAUAACUAAUUAAUCAGUAAAAUAUAUAUCAAUAUUACUAUACUAAAACAUAUUUCUUACUAACUUAUUCAACUUACUAACGUAUAUAUAUACAACAACUAACUGUGUUUCUAUAUUACAUUAUUUACUAUUAGUAGCGCAACUUUGACGUGAUUUAUAGAGCUAAGCAUAGUUGAAGAGGAAGUUAAUUGAAUUACAUUAAAAAUUUAGAAAUACAAUUGAAAUUCGUACAUUGUGCACAACUUAUUGACAAUCUUUCUCUUUAUCAAAUCGUAUAUAUAAAUAUAUAUUUCUAGCUGUAAUCAAGCAUUUACUGAUAACUACGCGUAAAUUAAACGCACGCUGUGUCUAUUCAAUCAUAUUAAGAACUGUUCAAUCUUAUUAAGAACUGUUCAAUCAUAUUAAAAACUAUCCAAACGCAUUAAAUACUAUUCAAGCAUAUUAAGAACUGUUCAAUCAAAUUAAAAGAGCUAUUCAAUCAUAUUAAGAACUAUUCAAUCAUAUUGAAAAGGUAUUGAAACCUACUGAAAAGCUAUUAGAACAUACUGAAAAGCUCUUCAAUCAUAUUAAAAAGCUAUUCAAUCAUAUUAUAAGCUGUGCAAUCAUAUUGAAAACUCUUCAAUCACUUAUAUACAUAUAUACAUACAUACUUGUGACAAUCUACAUUUGCUUGAAGAAUACUUUGAAGAAGUCUAUUUAAUCUAAAGCGUUUCAAACUUUACCUACAAAGUAUAAAUCUUACACGAUUUUAGCAAUCAAUCAAACACACUUAUGCUUAUGUAAAAGAAGUGUAAACAAUUAUUGUAAUUAUAACGGCAGAGUUAUUUCUUAGCCAAAUUACAGUUACAAAAAAGUAAAAAACAUAAAAUUUUAACUCAAAAAUCCAUUUUUUGCUAAUUUCAAGAAAACAGGAAAACUAAAUCUUAGCACAAACUUUGUCGAACAAAUUAAGUUUAAGUCAACAAUAUAAAUUCAAAAACCAAUGUGUAGUAUUAUAUCAGAAUUGAAACAAAAGUGAAAUUACUUUUGCGUUUAUAAGCGUUCAAGUAACGGCAUAUCAAUUACAAAAACAACAUAUUGUUAUUGUAAAGCAACAAUUUGCUUGCCAAAAACAAAAGACAAAAUACACAAAAAAAAAAAAAACAAAAACCAAAAAAGUAUUCAUAAAGUACACAACCAUCACUUCGUUUUCACACUCAUUGAGAAAAUAAGAAACCUUGUGUCUCCUUGCCAACCGUUCCCCAAAAACAAUCCCUUGCAUAUACCACGCAACGCGACAAUUUGCGAUAGCAAACUAAACAAAGUGCAACAAAAUCAAAAGUAAAACGGCGAGCAGUGCACAAAGACAACAGCAUAUAAUCAGCAAAAGCAACAAAAGCGUAAAAAUCAAAUUACAAAAUAAGAAAACUAAAAGUGCAAACAAAGAGUUAAAGCUACUAAAUCAAACUAAAUCUAUAGUUUAACUAAAGAUAGAAAAAAUCAAAAACAAAUAUAAAUACAAUUUCAAAAAGUAUUCAAAACUAAAACAGUUCCUUAAAGUCAACAGCAAAAAACAGUGUGCCAGUGAAAACUUCGCAUUAAAAGCGACAAAGCAUCAGCAAAGCGAUCCGAAGAAAAAGCAACAAAUUUACCAAAACAUCUAAUUCAACAAUUACAACAACUGUCUUAAAAAAAGCAUUCACCAUUGACGCGUUAAAAGAAACGGUUGCAACAACAGCUUCAGUAACAGCGGCUUUGGCAACAGCAACAAUCAAAGAAGAACCGGUUAAGAAAGAUUUAAUAAUGCGAGGAAGCGACGAACUUUUAAGUCAAGCAGCAGUUAUGGCGCCCGCUUCUGACAAUAAUAAUCAGGAUUUAGCCACAAAGAAAGCCAAAUUGGAGCCAAGCACCGUUCUUGGUGGAGUUGGCAAACCAUCAAAAGUCAUCCACUUGCGCAACAUUCCAAUUGAGUCCAGUGAAGCAGAUGUCAUCUCAUUAGGUGUACCGUUCGGUCGCGUCACAAAUGUGCUCGUCUUGAAGGGCAAAAAUCAAGCUUUCCUCGAAAUGGCCGACGAAGUAUCCGCGACAUCUAUGGUCUCAUGCUAUACCGUUACACCGCCACAUAUGCACGGACGCAUGGUUUAUGUACAAUUCUCCAAUCAUCGCGAAUUGAAGACGGACCAGAGUCACAACAAUACCGCUGUCGUGUCCAGCGAUUAUCGCAUUCAGUCGCCAGCAUCUGGCUCACCGCUACCGCUGUGCAACACCGCCACCACCACCAAUGCCGAUGGCACCAUCGCUGUACUACAGAACAACUCGAACGCAGUCAACACUAACUCCACAGCCGGCGGACCGAACACGGUGCUGCGCGUCAUUGUCGAAUCGCUGCUGUAUCCGGUGUCGCUGGAUAUCUUACAUCAAAUUUUCCAGCGUUUCGGCAAAGUGCUGAAAAUCGUUACAUUUACAAAGAAUAAUUCAUUCCAGGCAUUGAUCCAGUAUCCGGACGCCCAUUCGGCCCAGCAUGCCAAGAACAUUUUGGACGGCCAAAACAUCUAUAACGGUUGCUGCACACUGCGCAUCGACAACAGCAAAUUGACAGCUUUGAAUGUCAAAUACAACAAUGAUAAAUCGCGCGACUUCACAAAUCCAUCAUUGCCACCAGGCGAACCGGGUGCCGAUAUAAUGCCCACCGCCGGCGGCUUGGUAAAUGCAAAUGACUUACUCCUGAUCGCGGCCCGACAGCGGCCAUCCCUAACAGUUAAAAAUCAAAAUUACUACUUUGCAGUGAACGGACUCGGUGCUCCCGGCGUAUUGCCGCCAUUCGCACUCGGCAUCGGCACCCCACUCGCUGGCGGUUACAAUAGCGGUAUACCGAAUUUGAGCGCCUUUGCGCUGGCCAAUAGUGGUGCUCUACAAACAGCAACUCCCGCACUGCGCGGCUUCUCCAACGUGCUGCUGGUCUCGAAUUUAAACGAAGAGAUGGUCACGCCUGAUGCUCUAUUUACCCUCUUUGGUGUUUAUGGAGAUGUGCAACGUGUGAAAAUCUUAUACAACAAAAAAGACUCAGCUCUCAUACAAAUGGCCGAACCACAACAAGCCUAUUUGGCUAUGAAUCACCUUGACAAAUUGCGCUUGUGGGGUAAGGCGAUACGUGUUAUGGCUAGUAAACAUCAGGCUGUGCAGCUGCCGAAGGAAGGACAACCGGAUGCCGGCCUCACACGCGACUACUCACAAAAUCCAUUGCAUCGAUUCAAGAAACCGGGCAGCAAAAAUUAUCAAAACAUUUAUCCACCAUCGGCCACAUUGCAUUUAAGUAACAUUCCAUCAUCGUGCACUGAGGAAGAUAUCAAGGAAGCAUUCACCUCCAACAAUUUUGAAGUUAAAGCAUUCAAGUUUUUCCCUAAGGAUCGCAAAAUGGCGCUCCUACAGCUCUCGUCGGUGGAGGAAGCCGUCUUGGCGCUUAUCAAAAUGCACAAUCACCAGCUCUCCGAAUCGAAUCACUUGCGCGUCAGCUUCUCCAAAUCGAACAUCUAAGCUACAAUAACAACAACAACACAACUACUUUAUACACAUAAAUGCAUGCAGAUGCAUGUGCAAAGUGUAAUCAGCUGCAGUACGAAUAAGUAAUGGCAUAGAAGUGAAACCAAUAACAACAAAAAUAACAUAACAAUAGACAAAGAAAGAAAUAGGUGCAGAAACGUAAAAUAUUCGACUAUAAUAGGCGUAGCGCGGCGCAGGAAGCACACCAAAAGACGACCAUUGAAAAAAUCGCAAACAAAAAAUCAGCAAACAAUAGCAACAACAAAUAAUAAGGAACACAAGAACAACAACAAGAAAUCAACAAGGAUCACUACAUAUCUACAACAACAACUAUACUAUUCUAAAUAGCAAUUGGCAGCAGUAGCAACAGCAAACAACAACAACAAAAUUCGUAGUGUACUCAUUUAAUGAUCAACCCAGCUAAGGGAACUCUAUGCAACAACAACAACAACAACAACAAAGAACUAACUCUAUACAGCCCAAGAACUGGCGAAUAAAUCUAUAUUUUAUAUGCAUAUGUAUAUAUGCUUAUACAUAUACAUAUGUGCGUCACUAUUAUAUUUUUUUUUUUACAUUUGUAGUUUUAUUCAAUGAAAAUUAUUGCUACACCUUUUAUUAAUUAUUACUUUUAUUAUUAAUGAUACAACUUUAACACAUAACACAUACCCAUACAGGCAAGUUUACUACAUAUAUAUAUAUAGAUUAGGAUAUUUUUUUGAGAAAAUUUUACGCAUUAGCGAAAAAUCCAUAGAAAAAAAUGGCACAGACAAGAAAAUUCGGAAAACAUAACCCCCUUCCCCCCCCCCCAACUAACUAAGUUCAUACCAGCCAACAAAAUUUCGCAACUGCUCACAUAUAAAUAUACAUGACAACCACUAGCGUACUAAAAUUAACAACAACAACAAUAGCAGCAACUAACCGAAAUUUUGGUGUUAAAUAUAUGUAUUUCAUAAAACAACAACAACACAACAGAAACAAAAACAAAAACAAAUUAUAUUAAUAUAGUUAUACUGUAAUAUUUUAUGUAAGCACAAUAAGAGCAAGAAAAACAAAAACAAAAACAAAAACAAUUUCAAAAUUUAAAAUAAUAUUAAUUAUAAUAUGUAUUACAUGUAUGCGCUGAAUUGAGAGCAGUGAGUAUUCACGGUAUUGUUAUAGAGCAGAUGUUAAAGCAAACGCUGAUGAAACAGCAAAUUGCGAAAAAGCUAAAAUUAAAAUUAAAAUACAAAUAAAAAUUAAAAAUAAAAUAAUAAUAAAUUUUAAAAUUACAUUGAAGAAAAUUUAUGAUUUUUUACUAGGCAUAGCAGAGGAUAUACAUACACACAUACAUACAUAAGUGAAAGUUCAACUUAAAGCAGAAGAAAAAAGUAUGUCUUAAAUGCGAUAAAUAUUUUCGAAAGCUGCGUUUCGUUAAGAAAAAAACAUGCAGAACGAAAACUAAGCAAACAAAAUAAAAUAACGGAAAAAAUGCCAAUUGAAAAACGGCGCGUAAUCGCUUUGCAAAUUCGCCACUGUGGCGACAAAUACGAGUAUGUAUGUAUAUCGUACAUACAAACAAACAACUUGCGUUAUGGCAAAUGCAUUUCCUUGCUGCUAAAUGUUAUUAAUUAAAGUUUAAUUAUACAUAAAUUAUUAAUAUUGAAUAUUUAAUUAUAGCCGAAAUGGAAUUUUAUUUUAAAUUAAUUGAUUUAGGCUUAAGAAGAAAAAAAACGUACUUUAAGCAAAGUAAAGUAAGGGCGGGAAGAUUUACACACACACACACACACAUGCACGCGUGCAACAAUGCGUGAAAGCGCAAGAAAAGCGCAAAUUUUGUAUUAGAGUGCAGCUUAAGCAGGCAACAGAACAAAUUAAAAGUAGAAAUAAAAUCAAGCGAGAGAAAAGAAAAGAAAAAAUUUAAAGCGAAGCAGAAAGUGUAAAAGCAUAAGUGAGUGAAUAUUGAGCUGCGGGCAAAAAAGUGCAUGUCUGUGCAACUAUGUGUAAAAUUUAUGAAUUAUUGAUAAUCAGCUGCGCACACACAUACAUAUGCAUGCACCACUGACUUCGACAACCUAAUCAAUAAGUCAAGUAACGCAAAAAAAGUUGGAAAAAAUUUAUAUUAAUUGGAAUUAAUGCGGUGAAUUGCAAAAACGGAGUAAAAUGCGCAUAACUUCGAAAGAAAGCAACCAUUCAAGCAUGCUCAAGCAUAUUCAAGCAUAUAAGUUGCGGCGUGAUUGAUUUGAAUUUUAUUUUUAACACAUAAAUAUACACUAAGCUGCGGCAUUUUUAGUAUUAAUCCUUAGCAAGAAAAGGUGUUUGUGAAAUUUAUUUUAAAAAAAUUGAAAAAAAAAAUGUAUUAGAGAAAUUCAAAACGCAGCAAGCUUGGCGGCAGCGCUUAAAGUGGCAAAUCGUAACUGUAAAUGUAACAAAGCAUGCAUAUAUACACAUAGUAUAUGGUAAAACUGAAAAGAAUUUAAACAGAACAAAUACAAAUCAGUAUAUUAUUAUAUACAAGAACAAAAAAAAAAAAAAAA
Molecule: messenger RNA, 9484 nt
Organism: Bactrocera oleae (olive fruit fly)
Lineage: Eukaryota; Metazoa; Arthropoda; Insecta; Diptera; Tephritidae
Source: RefSeq, a predicted model, not a curated record